AAAAAACUUAAAUUUGAAUUAAUAACGUAUUUUUGGAAAAUAUUGAAUAAAAUAAAUUAAAAACCAAAACGUGGUAGUUUUUAAUAAAAUUAUGGGCGAAAAAAGUUGCAGUCCGUCGGAAGACCCUUGCCUUGUAAUGAGUUUAAAAGGCCAUAAAAAAAGCGUUACAGAUAUUGCUUUCAAUCCAGACUCAUCUCAAUUUGUUAGCAGUAGUGAAGAUCAAACAUUAAUGAUAUGGAAUGCUAAUAAUAAUAUCAGAAGCUACAAUUUUUCGGGACAUACAGACAUUGUGACUAGUGUUGAUUUCUCAAAUGAUGGUAAACUUUUAGCAUCAAGUUCAAAAGACCAAACUGUAAGAUUUUGGGUUCCUUCAGUUAAAGGAGGAACUUCAGCAUUUAAAGCUCAUUCGUCGAGUGUAAAUUGUGUAAAAUAUUCUACAGACAAUUCAAAAAUUAUCACAGCUUCGAAUGAUAAAUCUAUAAAAAGUUGGGAUGUAUCGAAAAAACAAUUCUUGUCUAGUUUGUUAGGACAUACUAAUUGGGUGCAUUGCGCUCAAUAUUCAUCAGAUGGAAACUAUAUUGCUUCAGCUGCCGAAGACCACACGGUUAGAGUUUGGGAUGUAAAAACGAGCCAGUGUGAACAUAAAUUCUCAACCCCUAACAGUAGUCCAACUUAUGUAAGUAUUCAUACAAACAAUAACACAAUUGCUGUUGCAAUGAACUCUGGUUCUGUUAGAGUAUAUGACAUUAGAAAUAAAAAAUUACAACAACAUUAUAAGUUACAUAGUGGUGCAUCAAUGUGCGUUUGUUGGCAUCCAACAGCAAACUAUUUAUUAAGUUGUGGACAAGACGGAAAGAUUAGGAUUGUUGAUAUAAUGGAAGGCAGACCAUUGUAUACAUUAAAUGGACACAAUUCUGCAGUACAAACGUGUAAAUUUAGUAAGAAUGGAAAAUUCUUUGUAUCUGGGGGCGAAGAUCAGUUUAUAAUGGUGUGGAAGACUAACUUUAUAGAAUAAAAUAUUAAUAUAUUAGUGUUUAGUGUAUAAUGCAAAAAGGCAUAAUUUAAUUAAUGUUAACGUUUUUUAAAUACAGAGGUAAUUAUUUGAUAGAAUGUAUUUCACGAGAGAAGAACCUACCUGAAGUUGCAGUCAUAUGCGUGAACGUGUCGUCAUAACCAGCGCCAUAUUAUAAAUUUGAUGCUUGACUUCAAAUUAGUAGCGUAAACAUUUCAAAUAUAAAUAUGAAAAUGGUGUUGUCAUUUUCACCAGUUUUAAUGCAAGAAAUAAAAAAAAAUGCAAUGUGCAAAUCCCUUAUAGACUUAUAUUUAAUAUAGAAAGGAAUGAUAUUUUUUAUGGGUUUUUAUGGCAUAAAUCAUGCAAAUGGUCAAUAAAUAUUGAAUUAGUGGGUGGAAAUAAAUCGAAUUAUUUAAUUUUUUUUAGGAAAAAAUUAUAAGAAAAAAAGAAUUAAAUAGCUAAAGAUCUAUUUUUUUACUUUUUUGUGUACAAUUGCUAUCUGAGCAAAACAAAAUUUAUGUAGUAAAUAUAUUUUUUUUGUAAAUAAAUAUAAAAAAGAAUUUAAUAUGCAAAAAUUCAUUUUUGUUUUCACUUUUUUGCUUAUAUCUAAUUGUUUUCUGAGUAGAGGUAGGUGCAGGCAUUGCUUCAUACAACAAAAAGUAUAUUAAAUUUCCUUUAAAAUCUUGGGUUAUAAUAUAAACGUUUUUUGGAUAAAAAUGGACUAGCCAAAAUAUUGACCUCUCAGGACAUAAUAGCCUAUUACUUCAAGCCCUAAAUAUUUCGUUUAAGUAAUAAAAAAGGUAAAAAAACACAAAAUAGAAACAUAAAAUUGUUAAUUUUAAUUUAGGAAUGCUUGAAAAAUAUUGGUAACAUAUUAAUUAUUAACUGGUUUUUUAAAUAUUGAAAAGCAGGAAAAAAUAUGUACAUUUUUAAAACAUUUCACAUCUAAAAACUUUAACUAAAUUCGCAGCAUACAAUAGUAGUUAAUCAAACGACAGGUGUAAGAACAAUGAAUACAAAAUAGCUUAGGGAUAAUAAAUGUUUGUUGUAUUUCUUAUUCAAUUGACUGCUAGUUAUUGGAAAAGUAUAUUAUGAAAAAAUUUAAGAUUUUUUGUUAAUUGACUUUAGUGAUAUAUCGAUUUUAAAAUCAUCAAUUUGAACCAUAUCACAAAAUUUGAAAUAUGUUUGCCUAGAAUCUAGGUAGGUAUGCUGGAAAAAAAUAUUUCUUGUAUGCCUGUAUUAUUAAUCGCUUUCAGAGUCAUUAAGCAUUUCUAAAAUACUCCUACUGCUGUCACUGCUGCAAUCAUCCUCUGAAGGAGAUUCAUCAGACAAUCCUGUAUUUACAGUAAACACAAGAGAAUCUACAGGGUGUGUUUGUUUUUAAUCCAUUCAGAUUCUCAUUUCUUUACAUGUUCGCAAAUAGAACACCAUUCUUGAUCAGAAACUUCAGAAAAUUUCUUCCUGGCUAAUUUCUCUCAAUCAUUCAGUUUAAAUGUGGUAUUGUGCACUACCACCCAGUUUUUAACCAAUACCCAGAUUUUUUCUAUUGGGUUGAAUUCUGGAUGAUUAGGUUUUAACCCAUGUUCUUUCAGAAAACAGUCCAAUUUAUAGAAAAUAGGAAUACCUAACCAAUUUUUUUUUAUUAAUUCAUACAAAGCGGAUUUUGUCUUAUUGGCAACAUGGUCAACUUUGUGGGCCCUAAGCCAUUCUAACAUUUCUGCUUUCCUAGAUGCUGAAGUAAUACUUUUUUCAGUUUUCACAUUGUGGUAAGAUUAAUUAUCUACAACCAGAACUGAUUUCUCAGGCAUAUUGGGCAAUAGUUGUGAAAAUAAUCCUAGUCCCUAAACAAGUUAGUUGCUAACAGAGAUACAAUGUCCUGUUUGAAAUUAAAUUAUGGCUAAAAACAUAUCUAUGCUAAAAACAAAUAAGAUCACAUUUCAAUAAAAUGAUAUAUAGGUAGUAAUAAAUAUCUAUAUUUUAUCAAAAUUUAUUCUUAAGUUUUUUCUCAAGGUAAAUAGAAAUUGUGUAUAUUAAAAAGACUCAACUAGGAUAUAUAUUUUACGAAUUAAAGAAAUGUAACACUAUAGGCUUGUCUUGCAAAUAUACCAAGACACAUAGUUUUUCAUUGUAUAAAAUAACAAAUAUUUUCUUUACAGGCAAAAUCAUAUAAGUCGAAUACUUUUUAGUAGAAUUCAAUUAUUUUUAAAAUAGAAUACUACUUUCCUAAAGACCAAUCUUAAUGCUACAAACUACUGACAAAAUUUAGCAAUAUUUGUUUUACAGAUAAAAUUUUAUGUCCAAACUUUAUAUGUUUAUGACAAAAUAUGUAAUUAGAUGGUAUUUGCACUAAGGGCACGAUUUUUAAUCUACAAUAACAUAAUGAAACUACAGAUCUUUUUUGUCCAAAGACAUAAUAUGUAGUCUAUUACUAAGUAUAUAAAUUCUCCAAAGAAUACUUGUAAAUUCUGAUUGAUCUGGUUAGGAAUAAUAAAUUACAUUAUUAUACUUUUUUAUUCUACUGAUUUUGUAAAGGAAUUUGAAAUCCAUCUUCAACUUCUGUUUUCAUAAAAGAUGCGACAUUUUUUAUAAUCUACUGACCUUGACUAUGGAUAAUUUUUCCUUUUAAACCAACAAGUUUUUUAGGAGGCAUGCUUUUAGAUUAAAUAAAACACACAUCACUCACUUAAAAAAGUUGAAAAUAAAAAAUAUUUAACAAAUAAACGAUUCCAAAAACACAACCUUUUAAUGUCAAACGCUAAUGUAGCUAACAAAUAAAUAAAUGGCUAUUGGCAUAAAAAUGUUCGUUCUACGCCAGUGGCAUGAUCCUGUCGUUACUAAGCGACGUAGGUAAACAAGAUAAUUUGGUUUCUGCGACUGUCAUUGUAAUUUCAGCUGGGUUCUUCUCUCGUGAAACGGAGUUUAACUAUUAAUUGUAGAUAUUAUAUUUGUAGUUUUAUAAUUGGAAAUAAAAAUAUAUUACUGGAAUCAUUAAUUUUGUAGGUAUAAGAGAAUGACUUAAACUAUGGGACUCUCAAUUGAGUCAACUAAUUAAAAAGUUUUAAAUAAUCAUCAUAUUUGGGAUGUAGGUAGGGUAUAUUGAAAAAUAAACUUCUAUUUUUGUAAAUAAUCAUGCCAAAGAAGACAGUGGAGCAACUAGGGAAUUUUGAGUUGAAACCCAU
This is a messenger RNA of Psylliodes chrysocephalus, 4191 nucleotides long. The record is from the annotation of a GenBank genome assembly. Lineage: Eukaryota; Metazoa; Arthropoda; Insecta; Coleoptera; Chrysomelidae.